AUGGAUUCCCGGCAACUCGAUAAGCAGCCCCAACAAAAGCGCCAACGUGGCCGACCGCGCAAGAACCCCUUAACUUCACCAUUAAGACCCGAGAAUGGUCAGAGAUCAACAAAUACGCCGUCAUCAGCACCAGAACAUGGCUUCUCUACCAGUAUAGAGCUGAAACGCAAACGAGGACGCUCACGUAAGAGUGGCGACUCUCCACCUCCAAAAGCGGGAGAAACUUUUACCAAACCUACCACACCAGCUUCAACAUCAAACAAAGAAGGCUCCAAAGAACGUCCAAUUCGAACCUUCCACAAUGUGCCCAAGGGCUCAUUCAGUGGGCUCAGGAGCUCGGACCGGACAAGCUUUACGUUGCGGGAGAUUAAGAAAAUUCAGGGCGAUCCGGAGGAGCCUGUUUAUCUUACGGACGACGAUGAAGAAUUUGAUGACACUACUGAUGUUGAGGAAGGCGGCUUUGAUGAAGCUAUGAAACGCAGCAAAAGGGUUGCUGAUGCCAAAACCGCACGAAAAGAGGCUUCAGAGGAGUUAUAUAAGUCUCUAUAG
Messenger RNA from Cucurbitaria berberidis CBS 394.84, 549 nucleotides. RefSeq lists its product as uncharacterized. The transcript has a single exon. The coding region runs from base 1 to 549 and encodes 182 amino acids. NCBI's taxonomy places the organism in Eukaryota, Fungi, Ascomycota, Dothideomycetes, Pleosporales, Cucurbitariaceae. The record is from RefSeq and is a predicted model, not a curated record. Gene Ontology annotation, molecular function: DNA binding.